AUGUCGACGCGAUGCGCGCGCGCGGCGCGCGGCGCGCGCGCGCGGCACGCGCGGCGCGCGACGGACGCGUCGACGUCGCGCGAACGCGAUGACGAGGACGAUGACGAGGACGAGGACGAGGACGGGCGCGAACGCGCCGAGCGAUUGGCGGCGGUGGUGAAUUGCUACGACGUCGCGGCGCUGAGCGCGAGCGCGACGCGCGCGUCGUCGUACGUCCGCGAGGAGCUCGCGGGAAUGACGACGGCGCAGAAGAUGAUUUUUAUGGACGCGCUGUCGUCGACGGGGAUCGAGAACGCGUGGACGAUCGCGGGUGAGGGGUACGCGUUGACGCGCGCGGAGCGCGCCGCGAGCGCGGGCUCGACGAAGGAUUUUCACGCGGCGAAUGAGAUUUUAGGCGACGACGACGCGAAUGCGCGCGGUGACGGCGUGCGCGUGUUCGAAGGACGCGUCGCGAAACUCCCGACCAAGUUCCUCAAUCGCUUCGCCAAGGCGUUUUACGUGGACGAGGACGACGAUCCGAUGCGAAGCGCGGCUUCGCGACGAUUUCUCGGUCGAGCGCCGAUUAAAAAAGGCCCGCUCGACGCCUUGCUUCCUCUGUAUUUCGCCUCCAACGACUUCACCGACGACUCCGUGACGAUUCCCGGCACCGGCGAGCGCGCUGAUUUAUCUUUGGAUUACCGCGACGUCCCGGUGUUGGCGACGCGGCGGCCUCUCGCGUCCCGCGCCGGCGGCGUCUCCUGGCCCGCGCCUCGCCUCGCGCUCUACCCGUUCGACGCCUUGGUCGAUUACAUCCGCCCGCUCGCGCCGGGCGUGCUCGUCGGUCGCGGCUACAGGUUCAAAGCCGACGUUCCGCGCAGGUUUUUAGAUUUCGUGCUCGUUCGUCGUGAAUAG
This is a messenger RNA of Ostreococcus lucimarinus CCE9901, 891 nucleotides long. RefSeq lists its product with no specific name. Lineage: Eukaryota; Viridiplantae; Chlorophyta; Mamiellophyceae; Mamiellales; Bathycoccaceae. The coding region runs from base 1 to 891 and encodes 296 amino acids. The transcript has a single exon. The record is from RefSeq and is a predicted model, not a curated record.